AUGGGGGGAGAGGAUUGGGCGCUUCCAACGGGCUGUUUACCGGGACAUUAUUCACAGCUGAGCUUAUUGGAACCAGCACGUCAUGGCAUCUCAGUCCCUUCUUGGGGGACGCGGAAUUCUAAGCUUUCGGGCAACAUUUUUGUUGACUACCGACGUUACGGCGCAGCAGGAAUCUUGUCGUUGUCGCUUGCUUCCCGGCGAACUCUGUCACGCUGUCACUCUGCACCGAUUUCUCGCCUUUCACUGGAUCAUACGGGGCGUUACAUGCUGAGUAGCAGCAGGGAUGGCACAAUCGCGUUGUUCGACCUCGAGGCAGAUGACGCAUGGAACCUAAAUGGGGGGUUCGGCCCAGAGCCAAAGGUCCACCCCGUUGGUUACGUCCAGAGAAAGCCUGACAAGCCUCCCAGGCGCAAUCUACUCCCUUUGCGCUUCCAGCCAGCGGCACCUAGAACAUCACCGAGAAAAUGUGUGACAGGCCAGGUCAUGAGGAACAGUGUAACUUCAGAGUCCGGGUAUAGCGGCUCUAGAGGGGCUCAUGCAGGUCAUUCACGAUCCAUUACAAGCGUCGAAUUCAUGCCGGGAGACAACGGCUUGUUCGUUUCUACAGGGCUUGACAAGGUCUUAAAGGUAUGGGAUACACGAGCAUGGGAAUGCGUUCUCGAUAUACCCGCGGAAAGCCCCAUACUCUGUUGUGCUUUUGACCGAGUGGCAUUCCAGUCAAAGACAUUCAACCCCACAAAACACUCCUGUCGAGGACCAGUGGGCCAUUCUGCAGAGAUACCCGCAGAUCUCGCACUUGCAGCCGGAUGCCAAGACGGGAGUAUUCGGAUAUUUGACAUGAGGUGCGGGGUUGCGCAGCAAUCCCUGUUGGGCCAUACUGGGGCGGUGGUUUCUCUAGUAUGGGAUUCAUGUACUCCACAUCAACUUUUUUCAGGCUCUUGUGACAGAUCAAUCAGGAAAUGGGAUAUUCGACGGAACGAUGCAUGCAUGAUGAUGUUUGACAAGGACAAACCAGACCUUGACUUCUUGCGCAAUCGAUGUUCACAGUCGUCAGCCUUCCGCCAGCUAUUGUACGCUGAAGAAAUCCUGGGACGAGGUUAUUCCGUCGAGCCAGCCUUGCUACGCGAAGCUGAAGUACCUAAGCCGUUCUUGUGGCGCACUGUCAAUGCAUCCGAUAGAAAGGGCGUCACCUUAGAAAACGUGAUGGAUGCAGCAGCACGUGCCACAUUUGCUCAAGAGCCUUCAUUCUCACUAAGAAAUUUCGCGUUGGCCAGUUUACCAUUUUCUGGCGACAGAACAGCAGCGCACACGGCGACGAACUCCGAUUCUCCAGUUCAGGCUCUUACGGCAAAACGCACUUCGCAUUUUGCCAAUGAGGUGGCUGACUUUAAACUUGAAGUAAAGAAAGCGAAACGUAUGAAGACAACACGCGAACGGCAUCCUUCGUCAGUGAGUGGAACAAGACGGUCGCUUGGCGGCCAUACGAGCGGCCUUGAAAGAAACAUUAGCACUCUGUGUUGUGAGGAGGAAGGUAAUAGGCAGGUUCUACAGUCAAAAGCACCAUCAGCUGCGUUUGAGUGCGCCCGUUCCAGCGAGUCUGCUGCAUCUAGUCGAAAUGACAAGGGGGGCGUGACACAACCUGACGCGGCGAAUGAUCGUCAUGUCUCCAACAAGCACACUCAUGAGACAAGUGAUGACAUGCACAGGAGGAAAACAAGAAGGCAACAUAAUCUAACGGAGCCUCCUGCAUCUCACUGCCUGGCAGCGCGAGCUCCUUCCAGCCUUCAACUAUAUCCGGGGGACAAGCGCUGUCGUAACUGGGACCCAGUAUAUAUGCCCGCGUACACGGGGUCUUCAACAGAUUUGCUGGAUGAAUACGGAAAAAAUAUCAGGGAACAUUGCAGUGUCCGAGGGCACGGUGAAGCCUGCAAUCCGUAUGCCGCAAUGCGAAAGUCAGCGUCUGGAUCUCUUCACGCAUUCAGAAAUGCUAGCGAAACGUUGAGUGCGAGGGGCGUGUCAGUAUCAUACAGUGAACCACUGUCCUCCGAAACCUCCAUGCAAGGCGUACUUGGAGCGCAUACUGAGUCAUCCGGGAGUGGAGGACAGGCUUCACCAGUAUCGGGCCAGCUGCUGUGUACACUGGAGAACGGUCGGGAGAUGGGGAGCGCGCAUAUGAGCGGAUUCAUGGGGGUGCAAAGGGACAGUUCAACAGGGGCAGACCGCUCCCCCGCACAUUGCCCAAUUCAAUGCUCAGAAGCCAACGCGCAUGACGGAGCAGUGAUUUGCCUCCUCCAAAGCCCGGACGGAUCAUACCUUGUCUCUUCUGGAAGCGAUGGACGCAUCCGGUUGUGGAAUGCUGGUAGUGGCUGUCACUGUUUUGUACACAUGAAUGUAGAUAUCCCACUUGGAAACUGCAGCGUAUCUGCUUCAGCGGGCAGCCGCUUGUCUCCAGGGAUUCCUCCCCAGCAGCCGCCAGGACCAGGAAAGCAGCCUAAAAUGCAAGCUACGAAGGCAAGCUGCUCAAUUUGGGGGAUCCAGGCUGCCAUACCCAGAAGUGGCGAUUUUUUAAUUCACGGGAGAGGUCGGGUACUUUGUGCGUCUGAUAUCUUUUCGGGAGCACUGCAGCAUAUUACUUCCGACUACACAGAUGACAUUGUCUGCGUGACGUGGAACGACGACAGGAACGAAGCAUAUUCUGGCGCAUUUGAUGGCUCUAUCCUAAUUUAUGACGCUCCAGGUGGUUAUGAGAGCGAAGACACAGGGGAAAUCAGUGACGAUGAGGAAGAACCCGUGGUCAACGUUAUGCCUUUGAAUGUUUUUUGA
Molecule: messenger RNA, 2823 nt
Organism: Eimeria necatrix
Lineage: Eukaryota; Apicomplexa; Conoidasida; Eucoccidiorida; Eimeriidae
Product: WD domain, G-beta repeat-containing protein, putative
Exons: 9
Coding region: 1-2823 (940 amino acids)
Biological process (GO): transcription-coupled nucleotide-excision repair; proteasome-mediated ubiquitin-dependent protein catabolic process; protein polyubiquitination
Cellular component (GO): nucleotide-excision repair complex; Cul4A-RING E3 ubiquitin ligase complex
Molecular function (GO): protein binding
Source: RefSeq, a predicted model, not a curated record